Molecule: messenger RNA, 571 nt
Organism: Staurois parvus
Lineage: Eukaryota; Metazoa; Chordata; Amphibia; Anura; Ranidae
Source: the annotation of a GenBank genome assembly
UACUGUGAGAGCUGUGAUUGGUCACAGCUUGUCACAUGGUACAAGUCUGUUGUGAAUAGCCCUGUACCAUGUGACCUCUGUGAUCAUUCACAGAUUUCACACGUAGUAAGCAUCUUGCUUACACCUAUUCAUGUGAUCACUGAUUGGCCAAUCAGUGAUCACAUGAUUGGGACCUCACACACAGGUCUCGUGCAGCGAUCAGUGUCCUCUGGACACAGCGGGCACCGAAUCGUGGUGCCGGUCGGGUGGGUGUUUAUAAACGGCCUCCCUGCACCCUGCUUGUGCGCGCUCCCUGGGAGCGCGCAGCACCGCGAUCCGGUGCCCGCUGUGUCCUCCGGACACACUGAAACACAGAUCGUCGGACGGGACCUCUGUACGAGGUCCCGAUCAUGUGAUCACUGAUUGGCCAAUCAGUGAUCACAUGCAAAGUAGUAAGCAAGAUGUCACUUCUGACAUCAUAGGUUACUACGUGUGAAAUCUGUGAAUGAUCACAGAGGUCACAUGGUACAAGGCUAUUCACAACAGCCUUGUACUAUGUGACAAGCUGUGACCAAUCACAGCUCACUCAGUA